This is a messenger RNA of Ilex paraguariensis (yerba mate), 279 nucleotides long. The record is from the annotation of a GenBank genome assembly. NCBI's taxonomy places the organism in Eukaryota, Viridiplantae, Streptophyta, Magnoliopsida, Aquifoliales, Aquifoliaceae.
AUGGUCACUGCAGCAGCAGAUGCACAACUCUUAGCUCAGAGUGAUGGCAGCACCGGUUUUACUGCUGAUAAAACUAGUGUCGUUGAUGAUGACACGAGAACAAUAGAUGAUGAUGAGUUGAGGAAGAUGCUAACAGGUAUUAUCAUUGAUAAUGCUAGAUUAAGAAAACAGGUGAAUUUUGUCAUCCGCUAUGCUCUCAAAAUAGACAUUUCAUCUGAAAAAGAUGAUGAGGCCACUCCUUCAAUACCUACUGUACAAAAUAAGUUUCCGGAGACAUGA